AUGACGUCAUCACAAUCGCAAUCGCCGCCGAGCGCGCACGUGUUGACGGCGUACGCGGUGCGAGGCUCGUCGGGGACGCUGCCGGCGCUGCGCGUCGUCCCGCUCGAGCUGUCGGACGACGCCGGGAAGGCGUGCGUGCGCGCGCUGUGGAGCGCGGUGCGGUUACUGCGGGAGACGAACACGGAUCGGGGAGGGAAAUCGAUGACGCCAUUUUCAAACGAAGGCGCGUGCGAACUCUUCGCGCAGGCUGGAGUGCGAGACGAGGGGGACGUGCUGCGGUACGGCGUCGCGCGCACGAACGCGAAGGCGCUCGCGGAGAAGGCGCUCGGGCGGGGAUCGACGAGGGAAGUCAAGGAGGGCGCGGCUUUUGAUUUAGUGCCAAGAUCGAAUGAUUUCGAGUCGCGGGUGGCGUACGGAGAGAUCCUUCGCGAAGCGCUGUAUGAGCACACGCUGAGUGUGGCAGGCGAGCUCUUCGACGUCUCGCGUUUGGGACGAAGCGGCGUGUUGCUCACGGCAAAGUUGACGCGUGGGUCAUGGGCGUGGACGCCCGUGAGCGAUGCCGUGGCGGUUUUAGAUCAGUACACGAUAGAUAUCGAGAUUGGGGCGGAGGAUUCGGCGCAGAUACUAUGCACACUCGGGCACGAGCUGCGGAGUCCGCUGAGCGUUCGUCAAAUCUUGGACGAUCCGUCGUUGAUGGAUCUCCCGGAGGGUGCCGAAGUCGUCGCGUUGGGCGGACCGCAUCUUCAAGGACAACUUUCGUACACAAAUAUCGGCGGGAAGACGAUCGGUGAGGCUCGAGAGGAGUUAAAAGGGGAAAGUCUUCUAAGCUAUCAUCGCGCGCGCUACCCGGCACGGAUUGAAUUGUUAGCCAACGCGCGCGAUGACGACGACGCAGUGCAGCUCGUGCAACCGGGGCGACCGCCGAGUGCAUACCCAGCCGAGCUUCUUUCACCCGUGAUUAAGAUGAACAUACUCGACGCAACCACGCGCGAAGCAGUUUCAGAGACGUGUUCUGGAACGCCAGCGGAUUUGCAACGUCGGAUCUCAGCCGUUCGAUCGAUGCUAGGUCAACCGUUUACACCACUUUUGCAAGUCGACGAAAAGAUGCAAAGGCUCGCCGCGGCGCCACCGCCGGCAUCAGCGAACGAUGACGUUCGUCGAGGAAGUAUGAAAACUGGACCGGCGGUCAUGCCUUCGGCGUCUACGAUGACGACGAUGGAGAAAGCGCUUCCAACGCUGACUUUACUGCUCGGUGCGUCGACGAAGACGGACGAGACGGCGGCGACGAAUUACAUCUCACGGCUCACGGCUGACGUAGAAGCCGCGAUGAGAGGGUGGAGCGCGAGAGAAGAAGACAUCGAUGCGAUAAAGGGCGAUAUCGCAAACGCGGUGGUGUGCUACUACGACGAUAGCUCGCUGAAUGCCACACGUUCGGCGUUCAUAAAGGUUUUUCGAGAGAAUAUGUCGUCGUCGUACUUGGUUGCACUCUCUGAGACGAAGCAAUUUGUCGAGGCGGGCGCUCGUCAAGCCGGGUCACGAGUGUCGAAUGAGUCCACGGUGAGAUGGGCCGCGGAUGACUCAGACGCGAGACGACUGUGUUUUUCGCUCAUCGCUCGACGUGGAGGUCAAGCAACGGUAUGCAAAGAUCGAAUCAUCGCCGAAGAUGCUCACAUCGUUGGCGCCGGCGUCAAGUCAGGCUUUCCUGUCGUCGACUCGUACGGUCGAGUCAUUGCUCGACAAUUCGGCGCUCCUUCUGGCGCGACAGUCACUGGUGCGGUGCGCACAGCAAUUGACCUUAGACUAAAAAUGAUAGCCAUUCACCACGCCGGUGAAUCCGACGUCGAGGACGUCAGGGCGGCGAUGAAUUUAGCGCGCGAAAACAACGUGACGAUUUCAACCGUCGUCGACGUGGUCGACGCCGACUUCGGUCGUGUUCUCGGUUGGAGCAAACAAGCGGGUGCGGUGACGCAACCUGAUCGUGGUUUCUGGUCGCCUUUAGGUACGGUCGGCGACGACGCCGUCGUCGUCACCACGGGCAUGGAGUCCAAUCUUGUUCGAGGUGUCUCCAGACCGCUUCGGCUUCGAAUCCGUGCCGGCGACGACGGCAUCGAAUCGGCGGUGGAUCAAAUACUCAAGCUCUCCGUCAUUGACUGUCACUUCACACCAUCGACGAGUUCAUUUCGAUUACCUUUGACGCUGAGGCCGAAGAGCGAGAACAACUUGGAAAUCAUUCUCGUCGCCGCCGCGACGUCGACGUUGUAA
Messenger RNA from Ostreococcus lucimarinus CCE9901, 2262 nucleotides. RefSeq lists its product with no specific name. The coding region runs from base 1 to 2262 and encodes 753 amino acids. The record is from RefSeq and is a predicted model, not a curated record. NCBI's taxonomy places the organism in Eukaryota, Viridiplantae, Chlorophyta, Mamiellophyceae, Mamiellales, Bathycoccaceae. The transcript has a single exon.